Messenger RNA from Punica granatum (pomegranate), 2695 nucleotides. The record is from RefSeq and is a predicted model, not a curated record. NCBI's taxonomy places the organism in Eukaryota, Viridiplantae, Streptophyta, Magnoliopsida, Myrtales, Lythraceae.
CUUCUCUCUCUCUCCUCGGUUGCGCUGCGCGUCUGAUUUUUCGGAGGCGUCGUUCCUUUUGUGAGAGGGAGAGGAAGAAGAAGAAAGGGAGGCGAAACUGCCGAGCGCGUGACGUCACUCGCCUCUCCCAUCUUCCCUUCUCUCUCUCUCUCUCUCUCCCCCCCCUUCCGUCCGCUCUGCGCGUUGCUCACUUCGCUGUUGCCAGAUUCAUUCUUAAAGGAUGGCUACUGCAACUGUUUCUUCUUCUGGUCCGCGCUAUGCUCCAGAAGACCCGACGCUUCCCAAACCAUGGAGAGGUCUUGUGGAUGGUAAAACUGGUUAUCUCUACUUUUGGAAUCCAGAGACCAACGUUACUCAGUACGAGAGGCCCAGUGCAGCCCCCCACAAACCUUCUUCAGCGCCUUUGAGUUCGUCAAUUCAGGUGCAGCGGUCCUUGGAAGGGCAAAGGCGUGGCUAUAGUCCUGAAAGGGGUGAUGACAGGCAUGGAAGGGGUAGCAGUGGUGGAUCCGGGUCUGAUGAUGGAUCUAGGAGUAACCAGAAUGCUAGAGCUGCAACUACCAACUCUCAAAAUACUGUAAAAGGUAUAGUUCCUGGUGGUUAUGGUGCAUCGAACACAGGAAGCAGUGUAUCAGCAGAUGCAUACCGGCGGCGUCAUGAAAUUAUAGUUCACGGUGAUAAAGUGCCGCCACCUCUGAUGUCAUUUGAAGAUACAAAUUUCCCUUCUGAGAUUCUCAGGGAGGCACAGGCUGCUGGGUUCUCUGCCCCAACUCCAAUUCAGGCUCAAUCAUGGCCCAUUGCUCUACAAGGUCGGGAUAUUGUAGCCAUUGCUAAAACUGGUUCAGGGAAGACAUUGGGGUACUUAAUACCAGGCUUUAUCCAUCUGAAGCAACGGCAUACUGAUCCACGGAUGGGUCCAACUGUGCUGGUGCUGUCACCAACUAGGGAAUUGGCAACCCAGAUUCAAGAUGAAGCUGUUAAAUUUGGAAAAUCAUCCAAAAUUUCUUGCACGUGCCUCUACGGAGGAGCACCAAAGGGUCCUCAGUUGAGAGAUCUAGACAGAGGAGUAGAUGUUGUGGUUGCCACACCUGGCCGUUUGAAUGAUAUCCUGGAGAUGAGGAGGAUCAGCCUCAUGCAAGUGUCAUACCUUGUGCUCGAUGAAGCUGAUCGCAUGCUGGACAUGGGCUUUGAGCCUCAGAUUAGGAAGAUUGUAAAGGAGGUCCCUUCUCGCCGCCAGACCCUCAUGUACACUGCAACUUGGCCUAAGGAGGUCCGAAAGAUUGCUGCAGAUCUCCUUGUUAAUCCUGUUCAGGUCAACAUUGGUAAUGUUGAUGAGCUUGUUGCAAACAAGGCUAUCACACAGCAUGUGGAGGUCUUGCCUCCUCUUGAGAAGCAUAGACGGUUGGAGCAAAUACUGCGGUCUCAGGAACCAGGAUCCAAGAUAAUUAUCUUCUGUUCAACUAAAAAAAUGUGUGAUCAGCUUGCCCGCAAUCUUAACCGAUAUUUUGGAGCUGCUGCUAUCCAUGGGGACAAGUCUCAGAGUGAGAGGGAUAGUGUGUUGAGCCAAUUCAAGAGUGGGAGGUCUCCGGUGCUUGUUGCUACUGAUGUUGCAGCUCGAGGACUGGAUAUUAAAGAUGUCAGGGCUGUUGUCAACUAUGACUUCCCUACGGGAGUGGAGGACUAUGUCCAUCGGAUUGGGAGGACAGGGAGAGCAGGUGCUAGUGGAGUGGCGUACACAUUCUUUGGCGAGCAGGAUGCAAAAUAUGCAUCGGAUCUCAUCAAGAUUCUCGAAGGUGCUAAUCAAAAGGUCCCUGCAGAGAUCCGUAGCUUGGCUUCUCGCGGUGGUGGAGGUGGGGGCAGGUUUAGGCGUUGGGGUAACUCUGACAAUGGUGGUGGGGGUCGCGGUGGACGUGGAGACUCAGGUUAUGGUGGAAGGGGAUCUUAUGGUGGAAGAGAUGGUGGGCGUGGGUAUGGCAGCGAUACUCGUGAUAGGUAUGGCGGUGACUCCAAUGGGUAUCGGAGCAGAAGCCGAAGCCCAGCUGUAAAGGGACCAGGCUAUGGAGGAAGCUGGCAUAAUCGUGACCGUAGCCGCAGCAGAAGCCGCAGCAGGAGCCCUGAGAGGUUUGAUCGGAACCGUUCCCCUGUGCGCAGCUUCCAUCAGUUAAUGAUGGAGAAGCAGCAGCGCACUUCCUCCAACUCUGAGAAGUCGUCAAGGGAGCCCAGGAGGUCUGGCUCUCCGGCUGGUGGAAGAAGGUGGAGCGAGUCGAUGGGGCGAGAUGAAAGGGCUACUGGUGGACCCAAGGCAUCUUUUUAUGGGGAAGAUGAAGAGGAAGGCAUGAUCCGGGCAGACGCAUAGGUGGAGAUCCUCUCUCUUAUCAGAAAACUGAUGCAGGCCUUUUAUUUUUAUUUUUUGGGUGUCGUAGCUGUUUGUAGUUGUGAAGUCGGGGAGGACAGUUUAGGAAGUGUUGAUUUUGUCUUCCCUCUUUAACUGGAAGGGCUUAAGAACUAAGGGACAUGAAGCGGAAGUGGAAUUUUUUGCCGACCUCUCGGAGGCUAUCAUGAACUGUCAGUAGUAGUAGCAUAUAUACCGAAGCAGCGAGAGAAGACUCUGGAAGGAUGUGUGCUUAGGCAUCUAUAUAUGUAACUGGAAAAUGACCGGAUCUGAAUUUAUAUGAUGGUUUAGUAUUUAUGUCCAGUA